AUGUCAGGUGAUCAACCAAUAUCAAAACCUGCACAUAAGGCGUAUGGUAUAACCAACAUCAAAACAUACGUACCUUUGAUUCUUGAUCUCCCAACCAGAAAUUAUGAGCCAUGGAGCACUCUUUUCAAAGCCCAUUGUAUAGCUUAUGGCGUUUUGGAUUACAUCGACGACACGUAUGACCCACCUAAUCAAGCCCCAACGAAUACUGAAUGGUUAGAGCUUGACUCCAUGGUAACACUGUGGCUCUUUGGUUCUAUCUCCCAAAACCUCAUCACAUCUGCCCACUCCAAACAAGCCAACGCCAUACAAAUAUGGCUCAAUAUUCACUCCAUUUUUCAUGAUGAUCAAGAAGCCACUGCUAUACAAUAUGAGACAGAGCUCAGAAACAUUCAAAUGGGUGAACUUAAUGUUCACGCCUACUGUGAUAAAGUUAAGAAACUUGCUGACCUGCUGGAAGGUAUUGGUGAAAAAGUCAAACAUAGGAACCUUAUCCCGUAUGCCCUUAAUGGGCUUUCCCCAAAAUUCGAGAGUGUGGCCAACAUCCUCCGCCAUCGCAAGCCUAUUCCCCCAUUCUCGGAGAUGCGCACCACCCUCUCUGUUGAAGAAACCCGUCUUGCCUCCUCUGCUUUUCGCCCUUCCUCCCACACCAAUCACUCCUCUUCUCAUUCUCUUCUUCACGUUGACUCUGGUUCGUCAAAUUGA
Molecule: messenger RNA, 702 nt
Organism: Lactuca sativa (garden lettuce)
Lineage: Eukaryota; Viridiplantae; Streptophyta; Magnoliopsida; Asterales; Asteraceae
Source: RefSeq, a predicted model, not a curated record